AUGGGAGUCAACGACGAACGACUUCCUCCCGAGUUAGCAAAGUUGAUCAACAAAAGAGAUUCUGCCAAAAGGUCUAUGGACUCGAUUAAAACAUUCAUAGACAAGUAUGACCCUGCCACUAAAUCUCUGAACCAACUUCAAACUAGACUGGACAGUCUAAUGCAAUACAGGUCCAAAUAUGAAUCCUGUCAAGAUGAUAUUGAAAAUCAUACAGCAGUAGUUACGGUUGAAAUGCUAGAUCACAGGACUGGUGUUGAUGAUUUUUUCUGUUCACUUAAAGCUGAGAUUUUAGAUAUAAUUGAGCGCUAUUCUAAGGUUCCAUUCAACACCUCAAGUACACCAUCGCAGCCUAUCAUUCGGGAUUCCAUGAAACUGCCAUUCAUUCCUGCUCCUACCUUUGAUGGUGAUCUACAAAAAUGGGUAUCAUUCCUUGACGCAUUCAAUGCUAUGUUUCAUUACAACCAAGGAUUAUCUGAUGUACAGCGUUUACACUAUUUGAAAUCUUGUCUGGUCGGUCCGGCUGCGGAAGUAAUACGUACCAUUCCAACAACUGAUGUAAAUUAUUCCACAGCCUAUAAUGCUCUAAUUGAAAGAUAUGAGAACAGGUCACUUAUUAUCCAGUCGCAUAUACGUUCGUUGUUCCAAACACCGCAAGUGCACAAGCCUGCUGCCAAUGAGUUACGGCAACUACAUCACCAUGUUGUAUCACAAGUCAAUGCUCUGAAGGCACUUGAUCAGCCGGUGGAGCAGUGGGAUGCAUGGCUGGUAACCUUGUUGUGUUGCAGAUUGGACCCAACCACCGUCGGCGAAUGGCAACUAUUACAGUCAACCAAAAAUCUUCCUAAAUUUAGUGACUUAGAAAGGUUCUUAUCAAAUCGUGUGUCAGCCUAUGAAGUUGGUGAAGCAGGUAACCAGUCAACCCAGUAUAAACAUUUGUCUAUUGGUACUCGUCCAGUCCAAAAAAGAGUUCUAUUUACCAAGCAAACUGAUAGUCCACCCUUUAAAGAUAGAAAAUGUUUGGUGUGUUCUCAGCAGCAUCGUGUAUCAAGCUGUGACGUAUUUAAUAAAAUGUCUCUGCCUGAGCGCCAAGAUAUAGUUUUCAAAAACAAGCUAUGUUAUAAUUGUCUAUUUCCUGGCCAUCAAGUCCGUCAAUGCCGUGGUGAUAACUGCAAUAAAUGUGGAAAACGGCACAACACUAAACUACAUAACGAUGCACCAUUGAAUUAUCAUAACCCGGUGGAUAAACCGUCAUCAUCGUCACCGGAACAGUCUAUUGUAGCCUACGUCGAACAAGAUAACAAGUCCAACGUUAUUAAGCAGAUCAUAUUAGCUACUGCCCUAGUUAAUUUAGAGAAUGCAGUUGGGCAACGAGUUCAGUGUCGUGCAAUUCUAGAUUCUGGUUCUCAAGUUUGCCUAAUAACCAGAGAGUGUACAUCCAGACUAAAAUUAAAUGUUGUCAAUAGCUCAAUAUCUAUAGCAGGCAUAGGGUCAAUCACUACCAAGACGGGCACCAUGAUUAGUACUACAAUGUGUUCCAGAAUAAAUGGUUUUAAAGCAUUUAUCAACUUCCAUGUCAUAAAUUCUAUCACCAACAGAUUGCCCAGUCAUUGCAUUAACAUAGAACCAUUAAAUAUUCCACACACUAUUAGUGAUUGUUUAGCUGACCCUCAUUUUAAUGAACCAGCUUCAGUUGAUAUUUUACUUGGAGCAGAGGUAUUUUUUGAGUUAUUUAAUGGAGAAAAAAUGAAAGUUAGUCCGCUUGUUACUCUUCACAACACUAAUCUUGGUUGGAUUUUCGCCGGAUCAAUUCCAAUUAACACAAUGCUAUCACCUCCAAAUAGUUUAUUUUCAAGUAAUUGCAAUCAAUCAGCUAUAGCGUUGUUCACCCAGACCUACUCGAAUAAGUUCUCAUCUGAAAUUAAGGCCGAAGAUCACUUUAAAUGUAAUGUGUCUCGUGACAAUCUUGGUCGAUUUGUUGUAAAAUUACCAUUCCUUCAAGACCCAUCAGUGCUGGGUGAUUCAAGAUUUAUGGCUCAGCAACGAUUUUAUAAUCUUGAGCGCAAACUGUCAAAAAACCCAACACUGGCUGCAGAUUAUAAAACAUUCAUGAACGAAUAUCUUGAAUUGGGACACAUGGAGUUGGCUCAUAAAACUGAUGGUCCUACUUAUUACCUUCCCCAUCAUUCUGUAUUUAAAUCAAACAGUUUAACUACAAAAAUGCGUGUUGUUUUUGAUGGGUCUGCUGCCACUAAGUCCGGUCAUAGUCUCAAUGAUAUAUUGUUAUGUGGACCGACUGUUCAACCUGAGCUAAUAUCUAUUAUCUUAAGAUUUCGUAUACAUAAAGUCGCUCUUACCGCCGAUAUAGCCAAAAUGUACAGGCAGAUACGGGUUUCGCCAGAAGAUUGUGACAUGCAACGAAUAUGCUAUAGGGAAAGCCCUGCUGAUCCAUUGAAAGACUAUAGGCUACUAACAGUAACUUAUGGGACUAGGGCCGCUUCCUUCCUAGCCACUAGAUGUUUGCUUGAGCUGAGUUACAGCGUCACCAAUCAUGCAACACAGCGUGCUAUCCAACAAGACUUUUAUGUUGAUGAUUUACUGAGUGGUGGUCAAGAUGAAGCUGAGUGUUAUGAAUUAUUUCAAAAUCUAUCAAACGAACUCAACAAGGCCAACCUACCUCUUCGAAAAUGGUGCUCCAAUUCAAAAUUAAUAAUGUCAAAAAUGUCCAUUCCUGAAAGUGAUCCUACUUACCUGCUGUCAAUUAAUGAGGAAGAUACUGUCAGCACGCUAGGUCUCACUUGGCAGCCAAGUAAUGAUUGUUUUAAGUUUGUUUUUAAGGAUUUGUCAAGGCCGUUGCACAUGACUAAAAGGACAUUACUCUCUAACAUAAAUAGUGUAUAUGAUCCGGUGGGAUUCCUAACACCAGCCCUGAUUCGAGGAAAGAUAUUCAUGCAACAUUUGUGGUCUUCAAAGUUAAACUGGGACACACCGUUAUCCCCUGAUCUGCAAACCAAAUGGACAAAUUUCUAUCAGAGUCUCCAGUCUCUUGAACAACUAUCGAUUCCACGUCGAGUUCCAUUUGAUAAUGUUACAUCAGUGCAAUUGCAUGGCUUUUGUGACGCAUCACAAAAUGCCUUUG
Molecule: messenger RNA, 3136 nt
Organism: Sipha flava (yellow sugarcane aphid)
Lineage: Eukaryota; Metazoa; Arthropoda; Insecta; Hemiptera; Aphididae
Exons: 1
Source: RefSeq, a predicted model, not a curated record